GACCAACGCUCUCACGACUAACAUUUUAGACUUCCGCAGCGCACUCCCUUUCAGACUACUUUCCCUUUCGAUUUGCCAACAGUUACGAGAGUUGGCAGUUUGUCUUCUGUUGUUUUAUCCAAGCUCUCCAGCAACGCAUACGACACAGCCCACCUUGGGCCCCCACGUUCAUAAUGUUGAAGAUAUGGUCUAUGAAAAAGGAGCAGAAGGAUGCGGAAAAUGCUGAAGGUCAAGCUUCUGGUGGCAAGAAGAAGAAGGUGACCGCUGCUCAGUUGCGCGUGCAAAAGGAUCUUUCAGAACUUUCCCUCGGCUCGACGAUGAAAACAGAGUUCCCCGACCCUGACGAUAUCCUCAACUUUGUCCUCACAAUUGACCCCGACGAGGGCAUGUACCGAAGCGGUCGAUUCACAUUCGACUUUGCCAUUAACCAGAACUUCCCACACGAACCUCCCAAGGUUCGAUGCCGAGAAAAGAUUUACCAUCCCAACAUCGACCUUGAGGGCAAGGUGUGCCUAAACAUUCUGCGAGAGGACUGGAAGCCUGUGUUGAACUUGAACGCAGUGAUUGUUGGCCUACAGUUCCUUUUCCUUGAACCAAACGCAUCGGACCCGCUGAACAAGGAGGCAGCUGAGGACCUACGAAACAACCGGGAAGGCUUCAAGCGCAAUGUGAGGACUGCUAUGGGUGGCGGAGUGGUUAAGGGCACGAAUUACGACAGGGUCCUCAAAUAGAGAGAGCGAGCAGCAACCACAUUUUCGAGAUGAACACCUACGGAGGCAAAUAACCUAAUCAGGGAUUUUGAGAUGAAUGAACGACUCUAGCGAGCGUUUUGGUACAGCGAACGACAAGCGUCAGAGACGAAAGAGCACCAAGUGGCGUCCUAUGGGUCUAUAAUCUGGAGCAGGCUUUGCUUGUCAUCCCCACGGCGUUCUGUGUAUGGCUUGAUGAGGGGUGUGUCUGCUGAGGAUCUUACCGAGGCGGGGUAGAGUUGGAGAUAUAU
Messenger RNA from Fusarium graminearum PH-1, 1000 nucleotides. RefSeq names its product NEDD8-conjugating enzyme Ubc12. NCBI's taxonomy places the organism in Eukaryota, Fungi, Ascomycota, Sordariomycetes, Hypocreales, Nectriaceae. The coding region runs from base 174 to 731 and encodes 185 amino acids. The record is from RefSeq and is a predicted model, not a curated record. The transcript has 4 exons.